Messenger RNA from Mixia osmundae IAM 14324, 4101 nucleotides. RefSeq lists its product as uncharacterized. Gene Ontology annotation, biological process: intracellular protein transport; pentose-phosphate shunt; receptor-mediated endocytosis. Gene Ontology annotation, cellular component: AP-1 adaptor complex; membrane coat. Bases 1 to 4101 code for a protein of 1366 amino acids. The record is from RefSeq and is a predicted model, not a curated record. The transcript is spliced from 20 exons. Gene Ontology annotation, molecular function: phosphogluconate dehydrogenase (decarboxylating) activity; NADP binding; clathrin-cargo adaptor activity. NCBI's taxonomy places the organism in Eukaryota, Fungi, Basidiomycota, Mixiomycetes, Mixiales, Mixiaceae.
AUGUAUUACAACCUCAAGGCCCUGAUCAAGGCCAUCCGCGCGACCAAGACGAUCGCAGAUGAGCGGGCGGUCAUACAGAAAGAAUCGGCAGCUAUCCGUACUUCGUUCAAGGAAGAGGAUAGCUUCGCCCGUCAUCACAACAUAGCAAAGCUGCUGUACAUUCACAUGCUGGGCUAUCCUGCCCAUUUCGGUCAAAUAGAAUGCCUCAAGCUCGUUGCGAGUCCAAAGUUUGCAGACAAGCGACUUGGCUAUCUCGGCAUCAUGCUCUUGCUCGAUGAGAAUCAAGAGGUUCUGACGCUGGUCACCAAUUCCCUCAAGAAUGACAUGAACCAUGCAAACAUGUACAUCGUCGGUCUCGCGCUCUGCACAUUCGCCAACAUUUCAUCAGAAGAGAUGGCAAGAGACUUAUCGAACGAAGUUGAAAAGCUUAUGGGCGGCAAUAACACUUACAUACGCAAGAAGGCAUCGCUAUGUGCUAUGAGAAUUGUGCGCAAAGUGCCAGAUUUGCUUGAUCACUUCAUAGACCGAGCCAGCGCCUUACUUUCCGAUCGCAAUCACGGCGUCUUACUCUGCGGCGUCACGCUCGUCACAGAUAUGUGUGCACUGGAUCCCAACGCGCUGGAGAGCUUCAGAGCAACAGUGCCGCUCCUUGUCCGACAUCUCAAAGCCCUCGUCACGACGGGCUACUCGCCCGAGCACGAUGUCAGCGGCAUCACCGACCCGUUCCUGCAGGUCAAAAUACUGCGCUUGCUGCGCCUCCUGGGGAAGGAUGAUCCUGUCUCAUCCGAAGCGAUGAACGAUAUCCUCGCGCAAGUGGCUACAAAUACAGAAUCGACAAAGAACGUCGGCAACUCGAUUCUCUACGAAGCGGUGCUCACUAUCCUCGAUAUCGAAGCGGAAUCUGGCUUGCGUGUGAUGGCUAUCAAUAUUCUAGGCAAAUUCCUAGGCAACAGAGACAACAAUAUCCGAUAUGUCGCGCUGAACACGCUGAACAAAGUUGUCGCGAUGGACACCAACGCCGUGCAAAGGCACCGCGCCAUCAUCUUAGACUGUCUACGCGAUGGGGACAUCUCAAUCCGACGGAGAGCGCUCGAGCUGUCUUACGCGCUUAUCAAUGACGCCAACGUUCGGGUACUCACGAGGGAACUGCUUGCCUUCCUGGAGGUCGCAGACAAUGAGUUCAAGCUCGGCAUGACGACUCAGAUCUGCUUUGCUGCCGAACGAUUCGCGCCCAACAGGCGGUGGCACAUUGACACUGUCCUACGCGUGCUUAAACUGGCUGGCAACUACGUACGCGAGGAAGUACUGAGCAAUUUCAUCCGUCUCGUCUCGCAUACACCAGAGCUGCAAGCUUACACGGUCCAAAAGCUCUAUUCUGCGCUGAGGCAAGACGUCUCGCAAGAGUCUCUGACUCUGGCUGGCGUCUGGAUCAUCGGCGAAUUUGGUGAUGUGCUUAUUCAGGGUGGCGCAUUUGAAGAGGACGAUGUCCUACGCGAGGCGACUGAUCAGGAUAUCAUUGACUUGGAGGAGAUCGUUCUGCAAUCGCCCUACGCCAAUCAGACUAUUCGACAAUUCGUCCUCGCAUCCCUAACGAAACUCAGCACGCGCCUGACAGAUCAGUCACAGCUUAUCAGGAUCGGCACGCUCAUGCAGCGAUACGAUCAGAGCGUGGAUGUCGAGAUUCAGCAGCGAUCUGUCGAGUUUGGUGCUUUGCUACGCGCAACGAGCGACGUUCGCUCGGGCGUUCUGGAGCGGAUGCCACCGCCCGAGCUCAAAGCCACCGUCAUCGGGAUCGUCAGUGAGAAGCGCGCAGUCGGGUCUACACGGCCGGAAGCAGAUUUGAACGAGCAGGGCGGAGAGACAUCUGCAGCUGGUCAAAGUAGUCAGCAAGCUACCCAGGACCUUCUAGCCGACAUCUUCGGGUCAAACGAUGCGCCCGCUCCAACGGCGGCACCGACUGGCAGACAGCAGGCGAACACAGACGUCAUGGGCUUGUUCGGCGGCGACGACGAAAUUCCUGCGGCAGCGCCAGAGGCGUACCCUGCAUAUAACGCCAACGGCCUCGAGCUAUCCUUCACCGCGCAGAAGGACGCUCAACGUGCCAAUGUCAUGAACAUUACCGCCACAUUCACUGCUGCAACGACAUCAGAGCUUAGCGGCGUAGUCUUCCAAGCUGCUGUGCCAAAGACACAAAAGCUACAAUUGAUGCCUAUGUCCAGCAAUGAGAUAAGCCCAGGCCAAUCAGAGACGCAGCAGAUGCGCAUUAUGGCACCGCCAGGUAGCGCGAUACGAUUACGCAUACGACUAGCCUACAACGUCGACGGGGCUGCUCAUCAGGACCAGACAGAUUUUAGCUUUCCGCCGACUAGCGAGAAGACCUGCUUCAACCUGUCGCACCCCAAUAAACCGAGCGGAGAGCGUCUUAAAGCGAUAUCGAAUCAGCUCAUCAUGUCAGAGACUGCAGUUGCCGACAUUGGCCUCAUCGGCUUGGCCGUCAUGGGCCAGAACCUCAUUCUGAACAUGAACGACAAAGGCUACACCGUCUGUGCGUACAACCGUACGGUCUCCAAGGUCGACGACUUCCUCGGAAACGAAGCAAAGGGCACAAACGUCAUCGGCGCUCACUCCAUCAAGGAGCUCGCGGACAAGCUCAAGAAGCCACGCAAGGUCAUCAUCCUCGUCAAGGCAGGUCCGGCCGUCGACGCUUUCAUCAGCCAGCUCCUUGAGGUCUUCGAAAAGGGCGAUAUCAUCAUUGAUGGUGGCAACUCGCAUUACCCGGACACGAACAGGCGUACAAAGGAGCUCGAGGCCAAGGGCUUGCUCUUUGUCGGCUCGGGUGUCUCUGGCGGCGAAGAAGGCGCUCGUCAUGGCCCAUCACUCAUGCCCGGUGGAUCGGAUGCCGCCUGGCCCGAGAUCAAAGAGAUCUUUCAGAAGACUGCUGCUCAAUCUGAUGGCGAGCCCUGCUGUGACUGGGUCGGCCAAGAAGGCGCUGGUCACUACGUCAAGAUGGUCCACAAUGGCAUUGAAUACGGUGACAUGCAGCUCAUCUGCGAGGCCUACGAUAUCCUCAAGCGCGGUCUCGGCAUGAAGGAGGCAGAGAUUGCCGACGUCUUCACUACUUGGAACAAGGGUGUCCUUGACUCCUUCUUGAUCGAGAUCACACGCGAUAUCCUCAAGUACAACGACGAAGAUGGCACACCGCUUGUAACCAAGAUUGCCGAUGUGGCCGGCCAAAAGGGCACAGGCAAAUGGACCGCUAUCAAUGCGCUCGAUAUGGGCAUGCCCGUCACGCUCAUCGGCGAAGCUGUGUUUGCUCGAUGCCUAUCAUCCAUCAAAGCAGAACGCACACGCGCUUCCAAGAAGCUCGGCGGACCUGCACAGGAAGAGUUCAAAGGUGACAAGCAGCAGUUCAUCGACGAUCUCGAGCAGGCUCUCUACGCUUCCAAGAUCAUCUCUUACUCCCAAGGCUUCAUGCUCAUGCGCGAAGCUGCAAAGGAAUACGGCUGGAAGCUCAACAAUGCCGGCAUCGCGCUCAUGUGGCGAGGCGGCUGCAUCAUCCGAUCCGUCUUCUUGGCCGAUAUCACAAAGGCAUUCAAGGCAGAGCCCGAACUAGAGAACUUGCUCUUCAACGAUUUCUUCAACUCUGCCAUCCACAAGGCACAGCCCGGCUGGCGAAGAAUUGCCGCCCAGGCUGCUCUGUGGGGAAUCCCAACGCCUGCGUUUAGCACUGCGCUCAGUUUCUUCGAUGGCUACCGCACCGAGCGUUUGCCUGCUUCGCUUCUGCAAGCCCAGCGCGACUACUUUGGCGCAGUAUGUAGGAUGAUAUCACGAGCAGUCAUGGUCCUGAUUUUGAGGUUUGCAGCAUACCUACCAGAUCCUGCCAGAGUUCUGCGGCGACAAGUACAAGGAAGGCACUGCAAUCCACACCAACUGGACCGGCAGAGGAGGCAAUGUGUCUGCCUCGACUUACACAGCGUAAUGCGUACUAGAAUCAUGUCAGGAAUGCAGCAUGCCCUGAGCUCGCUCUGUCGUGCGCUCGCUUUCUCCUUUCUCACUGUCGAGACGGUCAGGUCUGAUGGCGAGCUGAGCGGGCUGAGAUGA